AUGUUGAAAGAUGAAGAAGUUGAAGAAAAGUUUGAAAAGGUAGAAGAGAUGGAGCAGGUUCUUGAUCCCGAAAAUGUGGUUGUGGUUAAGGAGAAUCCUAAGGUGGGACCAAAUGUGCUAGAAGAAGACCCAAAGGAAGCCAUGAUUUUGGGAAGUGUUGAUGGUCCUAAUGCUUAUGGGGAUAUAGGAAGAUGGACUUUGUUCCACAAAUUUAAGCCAGGGUUAGGGUUGAACUCAGCAAAGGGAGGAAUUGAUACGAAUUUGGAUUGCCAAUCUCCAAGUUCAAGUUCCAAUCCAACUACGAUUGAUUGUGAUUGGCAAAGGAGGCGGGAUAAGAAGGAUCAGAAGCUUUUGGAAGACGAUUCUCCAACAGAAACUUCAGUUUGCAUUACAAUAGGUUGCGACUAG
Molecule: messenger RNA, 408 nt
Organism: Lactuca saligna
Lineage: Eukaryota; Viridiplantae; Streptophyta; Magnoliopsida; Asterales; Asteraceae
Source: the annotation of a GenBank genome assembly